AUGACUUCGGCAUAUGUCGAUUCAGACGCGCACAUGGGUGGUGGACACGGCCAGCAGCAGCAGCAACAUAUGUCGGAUGCAGACUUGCAUGGGCUGGAGCACAAGAUCCAGCAAGGAAUUCAACAGCUUCACCAAAGCGGCGACAUGAUACAUACCAGCGGCCCGCCGCAGACCCAAUACCCGCAGAUGGCUCAGAUGGCUCCAGCCAUGAACGCGCAUCAGCAUUUCCAGCAGCCCCCGCGACCGGCGCACUCUCCACAACAGAUGGCGAAUGCUGUCAUGAGCUUGGGGGAACACCACGAUCCGUAUGACCCUAGCGAUCCAAGUCGCAAGCGGUCGAAAGUGUCGCGAGCCUGUGAUGAGUGUCGGCGCAAGAAGAUUCGGUGCGAUGCGACCAGCGAGAACGGACCGGAAGCAUGCUCAAGCUGUAAGAGGACUGCUGCGCGCUGCCAGUUCAGCAGGCAGCCAAUGAAGCGUGGGCCCAGCAAAGGGUAUAUCAAAGAACUGGCCGACCGAUUGAAUUCGCUUGAGAGCCAGAUCCAGCAUCCUCAAAGCACUCCUCAAAACUACGACUUUGGAAGCAUGGGUGAUCAGAACUUUGCAGACACUCAAAGUCCACCCCAAUUCACUCGAAAGCGUACUCACUCUAUGGCACAAGGAUUCAACGAGGCACCCAGUCGCCCCAGCUGGUCCAGCCAGGAUCGCGGUAACGAUCACCCGCUUGAGCAACGCAUGCUCUCAUUGCUGACUCCUCAAGAAUCAUCACUCAAUGGCAAUCGUCGCACCUCAUUUGGGGAGAUGACCCUAGCCGGCAGUCUGAUUACUGGCUCCAAUGAGGGAACUCUCAAAGCAUAUUACAACAUCGUACAUCCUACAUUGCCAAUUCUGCCCCAUGACUCUUCAUCAUUAAAUCGCCUCACCCACUGCCCCCCGAAGUUGCGAGAAGCUUUCUUCCUAUCCCUCGAAGGCUGCAUCCGUUCAAUUGCUUCAAAGGCCUUACCUCAAAUUGAGCUCAGCCUGAACCAACUUCUGCAUCAAUGCUGCGCCUCUGUAGACGAAGCAAAGUACAUCUUGAGUGACGCUGAUAGCACACGACAAUUCUACAACAACCUGGUCUAUUGUCAGUCUCUUAUGUUGCUUGCCGUUGCGUCCGAUCGACCAGGACCUGGCACCGUAGGUAGUACAGCUCAACUACUUGGCCAAAUUGCAGGUUUCAUCACCGAGAUGGGAUUGAACGACUCACGAGCUCUGAGUGUACUGAGGGAUCAAGACCAGGAAGUCUUCCAGACAGCACGCCGUGUUUUUUGGACCGCGUUCAUUCUGGAUCGCUUCCAUGCAUCCAGUCGAUCAAAGGACAUAUUGCUUCCGUUGUAUCCAGGCUCUCUAUCCCGUGACGAUUACUCGGCUCUUGGCGAGGUUGGUUAUCAUCUUGCUCGCGCUGCCAAGAUUGUGGGGCAGGUCGCUUUCGUCAACCGAGCGGGCACCGUUCCCAAUCUCGAACCCUCGUCGUCUCUUAGUUUCACAGAGGUAACGGCGACGUCACCGCAAUCGAUAUAUCUCGAUGGACAAAUCACGGGCUUCCAAGAAUCCAUCGAUAUCGUCAAUAUGACUGGCAGCUCUCCUCCCCAUCUCGCUCACCAGUACCUUCGUGUAUUCGUAGCACGGCUUGCCCCUCAAACUGUCACCUCCACCCAAACUCUCAAUCUUACAAAAGAGUUGCUGACCAACCUGGCGGAUGGGGCGAUAACUCCACUCCACCAUAUAUUUGCGAGUCUCGUUGCAACAUCGCUCACUGAGUUGUCUAAUAGAGUAGAGACACAGGUUGACGCACACGCCGGCAUCAAGGAGAUGAGCGAUGCUCUGUCGAACGGCCAAAUCAUACAUCGGAGUCCGGACGGCCUGGGCUGGGACACUGCAAUUCGAGAGCUGUUGUUGCAGAAGAAGGCUUCAUUGUCGCCUUUCAAUGCUUUAGAUCAAACAAAAUCUGCGCCACAGCCGAACAUGGUUGGCCUGCAACACCUUGCUGCAGCCGCCGUGGAACGCGAGGGCGCUGACGCGCGUCCGAUCAGUAGCGGUGGCAACGGUACUCCUUCCCAGCCGUCGAAAGAAGAUGACGAUCUUUCGGCUGCUAUGGCUGCUGCGAAUGAGGCUGCAAAGGCCCAGGAGUUUGCUGCUGCCGCGCAACAGCAGAUGUCCGCGUCGCCAAAUGGUAAUGGCGGGAAUAACUUUGAUUCCAGUGGGUUGAAACAAGAUACUUUCAUGGCGUCUUCCUGA
This is a messenger RNA of Dothidotthia symphoricarpi CBS 119687, 2274 nucleotides long. RefSeq lists its product as uncharacterized. Gene Ontology annotation, biological process: DNA-templated transcription. NCBI's taxonomy places the organism in Eukaryota, Fungi, Ascomycota, Dothideomycetes, Pleosporales, Dothidotthiaceae. The transcript is spliced from 5 exons. Gene Ontology annotation, molecular function: DNA-binding transcription factor activity, RNA polymerase II-specific; DNA binding; zinc ion binding. Gene Ontology annotation, cellular component: nucleus. The coding region runs from base 1 to 2274 and encodes 757 amino acids. The record is from RefSeq and is a predicted model, not a curated record.